GAACAGUCGUGGAUUCCUGGGCUAAAUCUCGAAUAUCCACGCGAGAGCGCCAUCUCAAUCGGUUAAAACAGUCCGGCGAAAAGUUCCCGAGCCCCACUUCUUGUCUGAACGUCUGCCAGUGAAGACCGGGAAGGAACCGACACCACACAAAAUGAGCGACCUCAGCAAGAACGACGUUGAAAGGGCAUCCUUCGCCUUCUCUAUCUACGACUUCGAUGGCAGCGGCAAGAUCGACGCCUUCAACCUAGGCGAUGUGCUGAGGGCACUCAACUCAAACCCCACAAUGGCAACCAUCGAAAAGCUCGGUGGUACAAAGAAGAAGGGCGAGAAGAUGCUAUCACUUGAGGAGUUCCUUCCCAUUUACAGCCAAUGCAAAAAAGACAAGGACCAGGGAGUCUAUGAAGAUUUCUUGGAAUGUUUGAAACUGUAUGACAAGAACGAAAAUGGUCUGAUGCUUGGCGCUGAACUUACACACACACUCUUAGCUUUAGGUGAGAAACUUGAUGACGCAGAGGUCGCGGAAGUAUGCAAGGACUGCAUGGACCCCGAAGACGAUGACGGCAUGAUUCCAUAUGCUUCAUUCCUGAAGAAGGUCAUGGCGUAGAGCAAUACAAUGUCUUCAAAAUUAGUUAUAAGAUCCUUUCCUGCGAAAAAUGUGCGAUGGUUGGCCUCCUAAACAAACGGCAGAGGGCGAAGCGCCAGCGGCGGAGGAGGCGGCGCCCGCCGCGGAAUAAGCGUUGCCCGCUGCGCAGCAACGGCUGAGCCAACCCCAGCAACACCGCUGAGCCAACCCCAGCAACAACAUCGCUGAGCCAACCCCAGCAACAUCGAGAGUUGUAUACCAUCUGCGGAUUACCCCUUUUUAUACGAAACAACUUUUUAAAUUUUUGUACAAUUUUCUACUGCUGACUGUACAUAACUAAUAUUAAAAGAACUGUAAUGCACGUU
This is a messenger RNA of Aricia agestis (brown argus), 948 nucleotides long. It is a transcript of the gene Mlc1, whose product is annotated as myosin light chain alkali. Bases 152 to 604 code for a protein of 150 amino acids. Gene Ontology annotation, cellular component: muscle myosin complex. The transcript is spliced from 7 exons. The record is from RefSeq and is a predicted model, not a curated record. Gene Ontology annotation, molecular function: calcium ion binding. NCBI's taxonomy places the organism in Eukaryota, Metazoa, Arthropoda, Insecta, Lepidoptera, Lycaenidae.